GGAGAAGAAGAAUGGGCGGACCUUGAUCCUGACAACCCACUUCAUGGAUGAGGCAGAAGAGUUGGGGGACCGCAUCGCCAUCAUGGCUGCGGGACGAGUGAAGUGCGUGGGCUCGUCACUCUUCUUGAAGUCACAGUACGGGGUGGGCUACACCUUGACCAUCGCCAAGGUGGCCCAGGCGAGCUCCGAGCAGAGCCGGGCGCUGCGGUCGCUGGUGGCCUCCAAGUGCUCCAAGGCGGAGGUGACGAGCAACGUGGGCACGGAGUUGACAUACCGAAUGCCCUUCGAGGAGAGCAGCAGCUUCCCCGAGCUCUUCGAGGAGCUGGAACGGCAGCCGCAGCGCUAUGGCGUUGAGCUCUUCGGUGUGUCGGUGACCACGUUGGAAGAAGUCUUCCUCCGCGUGGGCCGCGACCACACGGAGGCGGAUGUGGCGCUCGACGAGCGGCUCCAGCAGGCGAGCUUCGUGCGCCAGAUCUCCGAGGAGCGGGAGCGCGCGCAGAGCUCUUGGCGCCCUGAGGGCUCCAGUUGGCGCUCCUCGAAUCAGGCAGCUGAGCCGCUGACGGCAGAAAGGACCGAGCAGCUCAACGCCAGCUUCGCGCGACACGUGCAGGCUUUGCUGGUGAAGCGCUGGCACAAUGCCCGGCGGGACCGCAAGGCCUGGUGCUGCCAGAUCAUUUUGCCGCUCAUCUUCCUGCUGGCCGCGUUGUUCGCCAUGACCUUCGCGGGCAUCGGAAAUUACGAGGCGGCGGCUUUGAGCCCGGAGCAGUUGCCGGGGCCGCAGCAGCUGCUGGCGGCGCUUGGGCCGAAGGCCGAGGAGGCGGCAGCGAAGGAGCUGCUGGCGAAUGGGCGGCUGCCGGUUGAGGUGACGAAGGGCCAGAUGAACGCCACGGAUUUCAGCGACUACUUGGAGCAGGGCUACUAUCGCACUGAUGGGGUGCAGAGAUGGGGGGCCAUGAGGCUGGUUUCGGUCCCGGACUGGUCGAAGAACGGCUCCACCACGGUGGGGAACUUCCAGGUGGCCUCCUGGCGGCACCCAGGCCAGGUGCUGUCGCCCACCGCCUUCACGGUGCCGGUGGGCACCCUCUGGGGCGAGCAGGCCUCGGUGGGCGGCGCCCCGGUGCCCUUGGGGGACCUGAACAAUCGGGUGCAGGUGGACCUCUUUUGGAACUCCUCCGCCCGCGAUGCGCUGCCCAUGUUCUACCAGCAGCUGCACGAGGCCACCCUGCGCACCGCGCUGGGAGCUGCCAAGCUCCAGGACUCGCGGAUCCUGAUGAGCAACCAGCCCUUCCCGCUCACCAGCUCUCAGAAGGACCUCACCAACACCCAGACCUCGCUGAACCUCGCGCUGGGCUUCGCCUUCAUCCCCGCCUCGGUGGGCGCCUUUGUGGUCCUGGAGCGCGAGACGGGGUCCAAGCACCUUCAGGUCAUCAGUGGUGUGAACUUUGUGAGCUACUGGUUCUCCACAUGGAUCUGGGAUAUCCUGAACUACAUGGUGGCUGCGGUGCUGUCGGUACUGCUCAUCGCUUUGUUCAAAGUGGAGUCCCUGGUGAGCGCGGAGACGCUGCCCUGGACCUGUCUCUGCGUGCUGCUCUAUGGGGUGAGCUGCAGCUCCUUUACCUACAUGCUGUCCUUCCUCUUCAAGUCCCACACCGCAGCGCAGAACCUGCUGCUGAUCGUUUACCUCUUCACGGGAGGCAUUCUGAUGAUCGUGAUGAUCGUCCUGAGCGUGCUGCCCACCACGAAGGAUCUGGCCAAGAACGUGCUGGUCUGGAUCUUUCGCAUUAUGCCGAACUUCUGCCUGGCGGACAGUUUGACGAAUCUGAUCACCCGGAAGAACGUGGCCAUCUGGAUGGGCAACGGCUGCCCCUUCGAAGGCUGCGCGCCCUACGACCUCCAAAUCGCCGGCUACGACAUGCUGUACAUGGGCGUGGGGAGCGUGAUCUGGUUCUUAGCCACCCUCGUGCUGGAGUUGGGCUUCGCCACCCCCAAGCUCCGUGCGCUCUUCCAGUUCCGGCGCUUCGACGCCGGCCGAGACGAUGCACAGCUGGAUCGCCACGUGCAGCUGGAGAAGGAGCGGGUGCAGAGCGGCGCCGCGGACGGGGAGAUGGUGGUGCUCAAGGGUCUCCGCAAGGUGUUCCCAGGGCGCAAGGGCGCGCCACCCAAGGUGGCGGUGCAGGACAUGUUCUUCGGCAUCCCGGAGGGCGAAUGCUUCGGCUACCUCGGCCUCAACGGCGCGGGGAAAACCACCACCAUGAAGAUGCUGACUGGAGAAGAGCUGUCCACAGGUGGCGAAGCCACGCUGGGGGGUUAUAACAUCAAGACGCAGCAGAACCAGGUCCGGCGCCUCAUCGGCUACUGCCCCCAGUUCGAUGCCCUCAUCGGCACCCUCACGGCCCGGGAGCACCUCACGCUCUUCGCGCGGAUCAAGGGCAUGCCGGAGACAGAGCUCCACAGGUAUGUGGAUUCCCUGCUGGACCAGUUGACUUUGCGGCCCUACGCGGACAAGCAAGCUAUGUCCUUCUCUGGAGGGACCAGGCGCAAGCUCUCGCUGGGCCUGUCGUUGGUGGGCGACCCCCGCUGCGUCUUCCUGGACGAGCCCACCACGGGGGUAGAUCCCGAGUCCAGGCGGUUCAUGUGGAAGCUGAUCAGCGGCACCAUGGUGGGCCGCGCCGUGGUGCUGACCACGCACUCCAUGGAGGAAUGCGAGGCCCUCUGCAACCGAAUUGGGAUCAUGGUCAAUGGCCAGCUCGUUUGCUUGGGAUCGGCCUCGCAGUUAAAGGCGACGCACGGAUAUGGCUACCAGUUCGAGGUCACCUUCGUGGCCUCCGCGGAGCUCGCCCAGGCCCACGGGAAGCUCAGGGACUUCCUCCUGCAGAGGUUUGAAGGGGUCCGGGAAGAGGAGAACGUGUCCAGCCGGCCGCGCGCAAGGUAUCGACUGCCCAAGGGCCAGAAGCAGAUCAGCGCCAUCUUCCGGCUCGUGGAGGAGCACAAAGACUCACUUUGCAUCUCCGAGUACUCCGUGUCCGAGACCACCCUCGAGCAACUCUUCAUUCAAUUUGCCAAACACCAGGUCGAGGAGGGAGUGGAGGCAGAAGUCGCAACACAGGCAGCUUCGUCUUCCUCGGAGGAGAAGCUCACGAUUCCGCGAUUCCAGGUGGAAGCCCGGGAGCUGCGCGACCCAGGCAGUGAGAGAAUGGAAGAGCGGGGACUUGGACCGGGGAGAAGCCGGAGUUCCCAUCCGCUGUGGACGUGAGCUUCGGCAGAAGCUCCGCCGUGUAGAACCAGAGUGCCAGAGGUCUUGGAAAACGCCGCACUAUGCGUCUCCCAAGUGGUCGUCUCGUUGCGGGACUUGCCCAGCA
Messenger RNA from Effrenium voratum, 3359 nucleotides. The record is from the annotation of a GenBank genome assembly. Lineage: Eukaryota; Dinophyceae; Suessiales; Symbiodiniaceae.